UGCCAGGAUGAAGACUCAUUCAGGAAACAGGGUGCUCAGGGGGGAGGGGACGAUGCCCAGUACCGGGGCGCCAGUGAAAGGAGGUAGCACCUGGAAAGAGGGCACUAGGAGCUGUCGCCUCCCAGCGGAAGGCCAACGCUGGGUGAAGGCGCGCUGGAUCAGUGUCCAGAAGAGGGUAGUAUAGAGGGGUGACAGGCAGUACCAAGUUCAACUGGCAGUGUUCUAGGGGAUCAGUGUGAGGUUAGUGCCAAGCAGGGCCAAGGGAAGACGGGAGUGCCGAGGAGGUGAAGCCCCAGGGGGAGGGCACAACGCGGGCUUUCCUUUCCCUGAGAGUGAUGACAUCAUGGCAAAUCCCCAAACCGGACGGACCCGGCUCGGGUGACGUCUAGCUGGUCCGAGCCAGCUCGGACCAGCAGCGUUGGGGGGACCUUGGUGGCCAUCCGAGGUCCGAGGGGCUGGGCGGGCGCUCUGCGGGCGGGGUUCUCCUCCACCCGCCUGCAGCACGGACUGUGCCCCCGGCCGGCCGGCCGCAGGGAAGGGCUGGCCGGGGCCAAGGAUCAAGGUUCCCGGCUGGGUUAGGCCCCCAAGCUUGCCCAAGCGCCGGGAUCCGGGGUCUGGAGAGGGCGCCGGAGAGCCGGGCGCAGCGCGGUACCCGCCGGGGGUGGGGCUUUAGUCUGUCCCCGCCCAAUGGGCGGAGUCACUGGCCUUUGAGACCCGCCCCCAAGGCCGGGGACUGCUCCGAGGUGGCUUUUUCCCGGCGGAAGUUAAGGAGCCCCGAGGGGGGGGGGAGUCGGCGGAAGUGGCGGCGGGAGGGCAGCCUGUGCGCAUGCGCCCUGUGCCGUGGCGGCCGCUUUUGGGGUCGGUGCUCCGCCCCGUCUUUUCCCUCCUCCACGUGAGGGGGAGCGCGGAUUCCCAGCGGCUGCCGCGCGCUCCGGGCGCCUCUGCAGCUCUCGUGCCCCUCGCGAUGGCCGGCAUCCUGUUCGAGGAUAUUUUUGACGUGAAAGACAUUGACCCAGAAGGCAAGAAGUUUGACCGAGUAUCUCGGCUGCACUGUGAGAGUGAAUCCUUCAAGAUGGACCUCAUCCUAGACGUAAACAUUCAGAUUUACCCCGUAGACUUAGGUGACAAGUUCCGGUUGGUCAUAGCUAGCACUUUGUAUGAAGAUGGUACCUUGGAUGAUGGCGAAUACAAUCCCACAGAUGACAGGCCUUCCAGGGCUGACCAGUUUGAGUACGUAAUGUAUGGGAAAGUGUACAGAAUCGAGGGGGACGAGACCUCAACGGAAGCAGCCACGCGCCUGUUCUGCCCACAGGGACACCUGGAGAUGGCUGAAUGUCACCCCCACCACAAGCUCUGCUCUUCUACUCAAGAGCUUCUUAAGAGCGUGCUUACUCUCCAAGGACGCGGAUGUCUCUCUGUUACACAGACUCACUGAAGGACCCAUCAGACGGCACCACACUGGGUAGAUGAAUGGGCUGCCACUCAGGCUGGGUGUCUUUUUUUUUACCCCAGAGCUGAGGACUGAACCCAGGGCCCCAGGGCCUUGCGCUUGCUAAGCAAGGGCUCUACCACUGAUUUAAAGCCCCAACCCCCAGGGUGUCUUUUUUAUGCCUGAAGGCUGUGUGAGCAUUAGGAAGCCCAUCUGGCCUUGGUGUCACCAUGUGUAAAACAAAUGGAUAAUACCUACCAUACAGAGUUCUGGGGGAGACUCAGGGGCACCUGUUGCCUCUGUGAAGCACACCUUCCCUUGCUUUUUUUGUGGCAAUGUUUGGAACUUUGAGAUCCUGGCUUCUCUGCCUAUGUGGUCGCCUUUCUCCUUUUCUGUGGGACAAAAGUAAGGAAGAUGCUCUCAAGCCUUCUCACGGACUCUGGAGUAGCUGGCAGGUUGGCCCUGGCAAUACAGUUUUCGGCUUUCUGCACCGUAAACUUCUAUCACCAACAAAGCACUUACUUGCAGAACCCCAGAAGACGGCCUUCAUAUUGGGGGUUCCCAGCAGAGUUCAUGGUGGUCACACAAGGCUGCUUUUUAGAUGCCUGCCCUGCCCUGUGCUGGUCCUGCUGUGUGAGCUGUGGAGCCUGACUCCUGCCACUUCCUGCACUUCCGCCUGACCUCCACAGGAGGGAAGCAGGAGCCCAGGCCUGGCGAAGCUCCUGCUGAGCUGCUGAUGCACUUAGCUGUUUGCUCAGCUGCCACAUCCAGGUCUAGUCUUUACUGAACCGCCUGCUCGGCCUUACCUGGGGUGUGUCGUUCCCCAGGCUUCCUGUUAGCUUUCUUGGGAGGCGGGGUCCAGGAGAUCUGCUGUUCCAGUGAAGAACAUCGCUCCCUGACUUUA
Molecule: messenger RNA, 2333 nt
Organism: Peromyscus maniculatus bairdii (prairie deer mouse)
Lineage: Eukaryota; Metazoa; Chordata; Mammalia; Rodentia; Cricetidae
Source: RefSeq, a predicted model, not a curated record